This is a messenger RNA of Diabrotica virgifera virgifera (western corn rootworm), 2502 nucleotides long. RefSeq lists its product as uncharacterized. NCBI's taxonomy places the organism in Eukaryota, Metazoa, Arthropoda, Insecta, Coleoptera, Chrysomelidae. The record is from RefSeq and is a predicted model, not a curated record. The transcript is spliced from 2 exons. The coding region runs from base 1035 to 2189 and encodes 384 amino acids.
AUGAAAGUUAAAAUCUUGUUUCGCAAUACCCGCCAAAAGUUGCCUAUUGAUAAGUAAAAAGCACUUGCAAAAUAUGAACAAAUUCGAACAACUGCUUGGGCCCUCUACCAACGCUUGUUUUUCUCCAAAAAUGAAAAAAAUCGUUUGUUUUGAGCAAGGCAAAAAAUUUAUAAUUUGUUUCCUAAUUAAUUAAUUUGCAUACUACGCCUAUGGAAUACAUAACUACGAUCAUUUUCUAAAUAGACCCUACGAUCGUGCCGUUGCCAAGGAAACAACACCGUAGCUAAGUAAGGCGGGAGGGCGGUCUUAUUGUUAUGAUGCAGAAUCAUCUGAUCAUCUGAUUCUGCCUUCAUACGAUUUUAAUAUUCGAACGCGUUACAUGGUGUCUGUUAUUUGUGUUUAGUAAGUACGAAGUGCCACUAUUUAACCUAUUUUUGGAUAUUUUGGUGUUUAUAUUAGACUUUCGUUUCAUUAUUAAUUCACAAGUGACAUUUGAAGAAUUACAGCGAUUAUCCUGCCUAGCAACAGCGUUGGUAAUAAUGGCUGACGGUGUGACUGGAAGAGUUGUAACCAGAAGUACAAGUGAAUGUCCCAUUUUUGGUGCCCCUUCAGAACUUAAAAGUACCGUUUUGCCAACUAUUGGAGACACUAUAAAAGGUUAUUUGUAUAUUAAACAUAAAUUAAUCCAUGAACGAUCCGGCCAAGAGCCAAGCGUUUCGGAAAUAUCCAAACAGUUAGGACAUCAAAUAUAAGAAAUUUGGCAAAGAGCUUCGAUUCCCACAGUAUCACACGAACGCAUCCGUCAACUGAUUGGUAAGCAUUAUAAUACAUAUCGUAGCCUUAUCAGAUAUCCACAAAAAAAACGUAAUGAAAACUACACCAUAAAAGUAAAAACUUUUAAACACGAAUCAACGAAGCUGUUUGAUAUCGCAGCCUGUAAAUGCCCAAUAAUUACUUCUUGUUGUUGUGUCAAGUCACGUAAGGUUCCAACUGAAGAACGGUCUUUCCUUUUGGACCAGAGAUCAAAUAGAAGAAUGGGGAUUGGAACUGUCGAUAUAAUUGAGACUAAUAAAUUAAGAAAGAAACUUGAAAGACAAAAAGCAGAAAUCGAACGUGAAGAACGCUUUCGUCAAUGGCAAGAAGGGGACUGUAGUCAAAGUGCUAAAAUAAUGGAUGAUAGUAUUGACGAUGGUAAUGAGGGUCAAUUUAUUAACAUUGUUGCAGUUCCAGAACUCAAAAAAAGUAGUAAUGAUACAUUCUCUGCAACAGAGCCAUCAACAUCAGAAGUUGGACAAAUGAGGUUCACACUUCCAACACUCUCACGGGUCUGUGACCAAUAUGGUAUUUCUAAUAGAUGUGCUGCAGCAAUUGCUUCAGCAACGUUACAGGACAUCGGUAUUGUAACAAUGGAUGAUUGUUCUAAAGUUGUUGAUAGAAGCAAGGUUCGAAGAGAGCGCCAGAAAACACGUGCUUUACUCAAAAAUUUGCAAACUGGAAGUGGAGGAGGCUUGAAAAGUAUAUUUUUUUAUGGCAGAAAGGACAAAACGCUCUCACAGGAAAUAGUUGGCGGCAGAUAUCAUAAAAGAACGAUCAGCGAAGAACAUAUAUCUAUGAUAGAAGAACCAAAUUCUCUUUAUUUGGGCCAUGUGACGCCGAGUUCUGGAACUGGGAAGCACAUAGCGACAGCAAUCUAUGAUUUUUGUAUUAAAAAUGGAUUAAACUUCAACGAAGUUUUAGCUGUUGGGUGUGAUGGUACAGCCACAAAUACCGGAAGAAAAAACGGUGUCAUUGCGAAUUUACAGAAUAAAUUGGGACGUCCUUUGCAAUGGUUAAUCUGCCUACUGCAUGCGAAUGAGCUGCCUCUGCGUCACUUAUUCGCAUUCCUUGAUGGUGCAACAAGCGGUCCUCGUGAGUAUUCGGGACCUAUAGGUAAAUUGCUUGAAAACUGCGAGGCACUGCCGCCUGUACAAUUUGAGGCAAUUACUUGCAUUGUGCCCGAAUUGGAAUAUAGUGAUCUGAGUACCGACCAGAAAUACAUGUACGAAAUAUGUCUUGCAAUUUCGGCUGGUCAGUGCUCCUUAAAUCUAAGUACUCGCAAUCCAGGAAAACUAUCACACGCUAGAUGGCUUACAGCCGCAAACAGAAUGCUAAGACUUUAUAUUGCAACCGAAAGUCCAUCUGCAAAUUAAAAAAUUCUGGCUGAGUACAUAGUAAAGGUAUAUGCCCCAGUUUGGUUCCAGAUAAAGAAAGAACCUUCGUGCGCGAAUGGAGCAAGGCAUAUAUUUAAGAUAAUAUCAUCAUCUCGUUAUUUAAGUGAUGAUCUUAAAAAUAUUAUUGAUCCUGUCAUUCAACGGAAUGCUUAUUAUUGCCACCCCGAAAACGUGCUAUUAGCCAUGCUAACUGAUGAACGAAGGUAUAUCAGAGAACUAGCUUUGCGUAGAAUUUUGAAAGCUAGAGAAAUGGUCUCUGUUCCCACAGAAGUCAGAGAAUUCCAUAUUCCAC